ACCUGAGGCGCUGGGCCCUGGGCGCGGUGGCUGCCGGGAGUGCGGGGGUUGCGACGGAUCUGCCGGCCUAGUGGCCGCGCCGCCGUGGUGCCCGUGAGGAGGGAGCAGCCGGCUCUAGCAUCCAUCCAUGAUGUGCAUUUGAUCUCACAGUAUUAAAGAUGACUACUGCAGCUAGACCAACAUUUGAACCUGCAAGAGGAGGGAGAGGGAAAGGGGAAGGUGACUUAAGUCAGCUCUCCAAACAAUAUUCCAGCCGAGAUCUUCCCUCUCAUACUAAAAUCAAAUACAGACAAACCACCCAGGAUGCCCCUGAAGAGGUACGCAACCGUGACUUCAGGAGAGAACUGGAGGAGAGGGAGAGAGUUGUCGUGAGGGAGAAGAACAGAGACAGGCCUGCGCGAGAGCACACAACGUCCUCUUCUGUGUCUAAGAAACCCCGGCUAGAUCAGAUCCCUGCAGCUAACUUGGAUGCAGAUGAUCCUUUGACUGACGAGGAGGAUGAAGAUGAGGACUAUGACGAAGAGAGUGACGAUGACACAGCUGCUCUUUUAGCUGAGCUAGAAAAGAUCAAGAAGGAGCGGGCUGAGGAGCAGGCCCGAAAGGAACUAGAGCAGAAAGCUGAAGAGGAGAGGAUACGGAUGGAGAACAUCCUGAGUGGGAACCCUUUGUUGAACCUCACUGGUCCAGUUCAGCCUCAGGCAAACUUCAAAGUGAAGAGGAGAUGGGACGAUGACGUGGUCUUCAAGAACUGUGCGAAGGGAGUCGAUGAGAUGAAAAAGGACAAAAGAUUCGUCAAUGACACGCUGCGGUCUGAAUUUCACAAAAAGUUCAUGGAGAAAUACAUCAAGUAGUAGUUUUCCUUUUUUUUUCAUUUUGAAUAUGCUAUUUCACUCAUGGACUAAAUGGAGCAAGCCUUUUCCUUCCUUCUGAAAAACGUGGUUAAAGUGAAAAUCUGGCAACGAGUAGCAGUUCUCCAAGGUCGCCGCUACCCUUUUAACAUAAAAUGACCCUGUCUCUGGAAUACUUCCUUGUUUACUUUGUUUUAGCUCGGGCAGCUAAUUUCCCAGAAAUGUUUCAUUUUGUUGCUAUGAAAUUACAUGUAAUGGCCUUUCUGUAAAUGUUUUGAAAAUGGUGUACAAUAAACCCUUCGCUCUAA
Podarcis muralis (Common wall lizard) is the source of this 1156-nucleotide messenger RNA. It is a transcript of the gene CWC15, whose product is annotated as CWC15 spliceosome associated protein. The record is from RefSeq and is a predicted model, not a curated record. Gene Ontology annotation, biological process: mRNA cis splicing, via spliceosome. NCBI's taxonomy places the organism in Eukaryota, Metazoa, Chordata, Lepidosauria, Squamata, Lacertidae. Gene Ontology annotation, cellular component: catalytic step 2 spliceosome. Gene Ontology annotation, molecular function: RNA binding.